Vespa mandarinia (Asian giant hornet) is the source of this 3333-nucleotide messenger RNA. RefSeq lists its product as uncharacterized. Gene Ontology annotation, molecular function: protein binding. The record is from RefSeq and is a predicted model, not a curated record. NCBI's taxonomy places the organism in Eukaryota, Metazoa, Arthropoda, Insecta, Hymenoptera, Vespidae.
AUAUUUCCACUUGUUUAAUUGUUAUCUUACUUUACGUUUUUAUUGUCAAUUACAUGACGAUUUUUUCUAAGUUCAAUUGCUUGACGUUUAGUAUAUUGUAAAGUAAAUACACAUAAAAAUCAUAUAACUAUAUACGUUUAAUAUAUAUGUACUUUAUAUGUGAAAUGUGAUCGUUCAUAAUAUAACGUAAUAUUGUACAAUCAUUAAUAGCAAGAUAUAAAACGGGAGGUUAGUUCAUUGUAGAUUCAUUGUAAUAUACAAUUUCGUGAGUGUAUCACGGAGUAAUAAAGUGAAAUUUCUAACAAGUUGGAUCAAUCGCAUAGCAACAGAGGAAAAUAACAGCUCGUUUAAUUUUAUUUUAUUUAUUCAGUUUCUAUUUAUACUCUAUAAUAGAGAAAAUGGAGAAUGAUCUAUCUAAUGAUUUAUGUGAUGCUAUUCAAAAGAAUGAUUUAUGUAAAGUUAUGGAUUUGAUUUCUAAAGGAGCUAAUAUUAAUACUUGUAAUAAUAGUGGUAAGUUUCCUUUGCAAAUAGCUAUAAAAAAGGAAUCUACGAAGAUCAUAGAAGAACUUAUACAGAAAGGUGCUGAUGUUAAUAUUAAAGUUUACUAUGAAAAUCAAAAUAUACCACUUGUAGAAUAUGCCAUGGUAGAAAGUAAUGAAAAUAUAGUUACAUUAUUAGUAGAGAAAGAUACUUCUGUUAUAUUUAAUAAUAAUAAUGAAGAAAAAGUAUUACGCUAUGUCAUCAAGAAUGGUAUGCUUGAACUGUUAAAACAGCUAAUUAAUAAAGGAAUUAAUAUUAAUUUAAAAAUAAAUGAGGAUGAAACACCUUUAAUUAUAGCAGUCAAACAAGGACAAUUGGAAAUUGUUAUAUUUUUAUGCAAAAUGGGAGCUGACAUAAACACACGUACUUCCAGAAAUAGUACACCAUUACAUUUUGCUGUAUCAUGUCCAGUUUAUUUUGAAAUUACAGAAUUUCUCAUUAAUAAUGGUGCAGAAAUUGAUGCAGAAAAUGUAUUCGGCUAUACACCACUACAAUGUGCUCUCUAUGAUAAAAAUUUCAAAAUAGCUAAACUUUUAGUAGAAAAAGGUGCUAACAUAAACAGAAUUUAUAUAAAUACCCAUUAUGCUCGACAGAGAUUAGGAGGUACACUUUUACAUUGGGCUUCUCGAAAUUGGGAUUCAGAUGAAUUAAUGAAAUUUCUUAUAACAAAUGGAGCAGAUAUUAAUGCUACUGAACGUGAUGGUAGAACACCUCUUUGUUUAUUAGUAAAACAUAAUGGAACUUCAGAAAUGGUAACAUUUUUUGUUAAAAAUGGUGCAGAUCUUAACAAUAAAGGUGGUGGUAGUCCAUUAUAUUGGGCUAUCUAUUGCCGUGACAUAAGAUUACAAGUUUUAUUAAUAGAAUUGGGAACAGAUGUUAAUAGUGUUAUUGAUAGCCAUGAUAAUUUAAAAGCACCAUUGCAUUUAGUACGCGAUUUAUCUGUGGUAAAACUUCUUAUAGAUAAAGGAGCUAAUGUAAAUAUUACAGAUAAAUUUAAUAGCACACCAUUACAUUAUGCUAAUCAUCUUUCUAUAGUAAAGUUCCUUGUGAAAAAUGGUGCUGAUAUAAAUGCUAAAAACAGUGAAGGAAACACACCUUUACAUACAGCUUUUAAUUUUCCUAUAGUGGAAUAUUUAGUGGAAAAAGGUGUAGAUGUAAAUAUUCCUAAUUAUGAAGGGUAUACACCAUUGCACUUUGUCAAAAAUGUCAUUAUAGCAGAAUAUUUGAUAGAACAAGGUGCUAAUAUUAAAGCAGUUACAAAAGAUGGAAAAUCCAUAUUACAUAGUAUUAUUGAAAUGAAUACAUACAACGAUAUAAAUUUGACCGAUUUAUCAAAUUUGAUAUAUUUUUUGAUAGAGAAAGGUAUAAAUAUUGACAUUACUGAUAAUAAUGGUGAUACGCCAUUGCAUUUGUGUGGUACAACAUAUAAUAAUUUUACAGCAAAGAUAUUGAUUGAAAAUGGCGCAAAUAUUUCCGCUACUAACAUUGAAAAUAAAAAACCAAUAGAUUUAAAUAAUAGAAUAUUUACAGAUAUAAUCACUUAUAAAAACAAACUGUUUGCUGCUGUGAAUGAAAAUCCAUCCUUGAAAAGUAUAGAAUUUUUACUUUUUGGUGGAGUUAAAUUGUUAAAUAUUCCAUUAGAUAAUCUUAAAACAAAUGUAUUACAUUAUAUGGCACAAUAUGGUCAUGAAAGUAUAGUGAAAAACUUGUUUAAAAAUCAACGAUAUAGAGGAAAUGUUAAUUUUAUUACUAAACAUAAAUUCGUAAAUGCUCAAAAUAUAAAUAAUUGGAUGCCUUUACAUUAUGCUGCACUAAGAGGAAAUGAGAGCAUAGUUAAAUAUUUAUUGGAUAAUGGUGCAAUAUAUAAUGCCGAAACUUUACAAUUUGAAACACCAAUAAAACUUACUACUAAUGAUAAAAUUAAAAGCAUACUUCAAUUAUCAGAAAAAAUAUUUGAGUAUGUAAAAGUAGGAGAUGAAACAGAAGUUGCUAAAUGUAUUCAAAUACAAAAAGAACUUAUUAAUGCUAAAGAGAAUAAUGGUAAUAGUCUUUUACAUGUUGCCAUUUGUCAUGAUCAUACAGAUAUUACAAUGUUGCUAUUAAAUCAAAAAGCUGAUUUUACUCAAAUUAAUAAUACAAAAAACACAACGUUACAUUUUGCUACUUUCAAGGGUAUGAAAGAUAUAAUUGCAAUUUUGCUUACAAAUGCGGAGAAAACUAGAAUUUUAAAUGAGUUCAUUAAUUUAAAAACAACAAAUGGCAUGACUGCUCUUCAUAUGGCUGCAAAGAACAAUUUUAUCGAUCUUGUAAAACUUUUAUUGAGUCAUGGUGCAAUCUAUAAUGAAAAAAAUAAAGAAGGCAAAAUACCAAUGGAUCUUUCUAUGGACAAAGAUAUUAUAGAUUAUUUAAAAUUUGUACAGGAAUUAUUUGAAGAUGCAAAAUAUGGAAAAAUUGAAAUUAUUAAUAAAUUACAGAAUUUAGAUUGUAACGAAUUUAAAACAGUUACGACUAUUUGUAAUAGACAAGGAUAUACGUUGAAAGAUAUUAUGAAAUUUAAUGGAUAUGAUUGUAUUAUUAAAAAAUUUUUAGAAAUAGAAUCAACGAAAAGUAUUUCAGUCAACGUGAGUAAGAAAUGUCUAAAUAAAUACGAAGAUAAAUAUUCAGACGAAAGUGACCAGGAAGAUCUAGGUUUCGGUCUAUUUAAUUAAUCAAAGAUAAAGUACAUUUAUAUCUAUUGGGUUGGCAACUAAGUGAUUGUGGAUUUUGUCGUUUUCUUCUUAUUUGAAAUCCGAC